Ctenopharyngodon idella (grass carp) is the source of this 4297-nucleotide messenger RNA. It is a transcript of the gene slc17a8, whose product is annotated as solute carrier family 17 member 8. The transcript is spliced from 12 exons. Lineage: Eukaryota; Metazoa; Chordata; Actinopteri; Cypriniformes; Xenocyprididae. Gene Ontology annotation, molecular function: neurotransmitter transmembrane transporter activity; L-glutamate transmembrane transporter activity. Gene Ontology annotation, biological process: neurotransmitter loading into synaptic vesicle; synaptic transmission, glutamatergic; transmembrane transport. The record is from RefSeq and is a predicted model, not a curated record. Bases 951 to 2723 code for a protein of 590 amino acids. Gene Ontology annotation, cellular component: synaptic vesicle membrane; excitatory synapse.
AUCUUGCACAGAAUGGCAGACCUUCAGUGAGACAGACUUUAUAUAUGGCACCUACAUGCAUCGGUGAAAUAGAGCCCAAGUCUAACGCAACACCAUGCAGACAACCAAUGAAUUUUUUACACCUCAAUAUCUGAAUUUUUAAAGCACACUGCAUUUUUGAUGAUUAUUGCACAUUAAAGACUUUCACAGGAAAAAGGUGCGGUGCUUCACUUACAAAAGCAAUAGAAUUACAUUGCAAAUGUGACUUUUGAACAUCAGCCACAGUGCAAUGGCACUCACAGUUUGAACCUUUAUGUCAGUGUUUGGUUGUUGAUGUUGAUACGUUUGACCCAUGAACCCCUGGAACGGAUUCUCGGGAUAAGGGUUAGACUGGGACUGUAGGACGCAGUGUCUUGUUACACCUGCUAAUAUUAUACAACCUCGAGCCUGCGAUCCUUGACUUCGCCAUCAAUAUUUAAUGAGCUCUACUAGUCACUCUUUUUGGCCUGCUUUCAUAUAGGCAAGACCAAAAAGGGAGGGGUUGGAGAAGAGGCAGGUGUUCUGCUUCUUCUGUCACUGUCUGUGAGGGGAUCGAGGAGAACGCCGGAGUUUCCAUUAUUGAUGUAUGUCCGCAUAACUUUCGCAAUGCUGAUACACUGAACCGAAGACACCUGGAUUCGUCCCGUUUCUCUCCUUGUGCCUUGUUUCUGGAUGUUCUCUGGCCAAAUCGCAUCAAGGAUUGUACCCAGACCAUCAAAACCAAAGUCCCUCCUCUUCAUUCUCUCUGUGUCUCUCCUUGUCAUCCCUGGCUCAGCAUCUCUCUCCUCCCCUCCAGCACACCUAGACCAUCUCAGUCCAGUACAGGAGAGGAUGCACACCAGCGCCUAGUGGAUAUCCUGCUCUUUUUUUCUGCAAGAGCAGAAGAGUGAGAAGACAAGUGUUUGAGGGACAGAAGUGCAAGGGAAGGAGAGAUGCCACUGGGGGGGUUUGCAGGUCUAAAGGAGAAGCUCAAUCCGGGGAAGGAGGAGUUGAAGAACAAUGUGGGCGACUCUCUGGGGAACCUGCAGAAGAAGAUCGAUGGCACUAAUGUGGCUGAAGAGGACAACAUUGAGCUGACAGAAGAUGGCCGUCCAGUGGCAGCCCCUAAACACAGCCCACCCCUUUUGGAUUGUGGCUGCUUUGGCCUUCCCAAACGUUACAUCAUCGCCAUCCUCAGCGGACUUGGCUUUUGCAUUUCGUUUGGCAUCCGCUGCAACCUCGGUGUAGCCAUUGUAGAAAUGGUUAACAACAACACUGUCUACAUCAAUGGGACUGCCGUCAUGCAGCCAGCUCAGUUUAAUUGGGAUCCAGAGACAGUGGGAUUGAUACAUGGCUCUUUUUUCUGGGGCUACAUUGUCACUCAAAUCCCUGGAGGUUUCAUCUCCAAUAAGCUAGCAGCUAACAGGGUGUUUGGAGCAGCCAUUUUCUUGACGUCAGUGCUAAACAUGUUUAUUCCGUCAGCUGCCAGGGUUCACUAUGGCUGUGUCUUGUUUGUGCGAAUCUUACAAGGACUGGUGGAGGGCGUCACAUAUCCAGCCUGCCAUGGGAUGUGGAGCAAAUGGGCUCCUCCAUUGGAGAGAAGUCGUCUGGCUACUACCUCAUUCUGUGGAUCUUAUGCAGGAGCUGUGAUAGCCAUGCCACUGGCUGGAAUAUUAGUGCAGUAUGUGGGCUGGCCCUCUGUCUUCUAUAUAUAUGGUGUGUUUGGCAUUAUAUGGUAUAUUUUCUGGCUCCUGCUGGCUUAUGAUAGUCCAGCGAUACAUCCCACUAUCAGUGAAGAAGAAAGAACAUAUAUAGAGACCUCUAUUGGGGAAGGAGCCAAUUUAAUGAGUUCUACUGAGAAAUUUAAAACUCCUUGGCGUGAAUUCUUUACAUCUAUGCCUGUCUACGCCAUCAUUGUGGCAAACUUCUGCCGCAGCUGGACCUUUUACCUCCUGCUCAUUAGCCAGCCUGCGUACUUUGAAGAGGUCUUUGGGUUCCCCAUCAGCAAAGUGGGCAUUUUGUCAGCGGUGCCGCACAUGGUGAUGACGAUCAUUGUGCCCAUAGGAGGCCAGCUGGCUGACUUCCUGAGGAGUCGGAAAAUCCUGUCUACUACAACAGUGCGGAAAAUCAUGAACUGUGGAGGUUUUGGCAUGGAGGCCACGUUGCUGCUGGUGGUCGGGUUCUCACACACACGUGCCGUGGCCAUCUCAUUCCUCAUCCUGGCAGUGGGCUUCAGUGGAUUUGCAAUAUCAGGAUUCAAUGUAAACCAUCUGGACAUAGCUCCUCGCUAUGCCAGUAUUCUUAUGGGUAUCUCUAAUGGAGUUGGCACCCUGUCUGGCAUGGUUUGCCCCCUCAUCGUUGGAGCACUCACUAAACACAAGACUCGCCUGGAGUGGCAGCAUGUGUUUGUGAUCGCUUCCAUGGUGCAUUACACUGGCGUGAUCUUCUAUGCCAUCUUUGCCUCUGGUGAGAAGCAGGACUGGGCUGAUCCUGAGAGCACUAGUGAUGAAAAAUGCGGCAUCAUCGGGGAAGAUGAGCUGGCUGAUGAGACCGAACCCAAAAGCGACAGUGUCCUGGCGACUAAGCAGAAGACCUAUGGAACAACAGACAACUCUGCAGGCCGCAGGCAAGGCUGGAAGAAGAACAAAGGCGUGACCAUGCAAGCUGAUGAAGAUCACGGAUCAAAUCAUUAUGAAAAUGGGGAAUAUCAGAACCAGUAUCAAUGACAUUUUGGUUAUUAAACACCCAAGACUGAGUGGUGAGGUGUAGGAGUAUUUAUUCAAGUAACUGCAGAAAUAACCCCAACCAGGGACUACAACAUUCCACUUGACAUUCGACACAACAGUAUAUUUGAGUUAUGGCUUCCUUUAUGAUUUCACCCUGCUGUAGAGCCUGAAGGAACAGUCACGUGAGAAUGAUCUGUGAGUAGUUCAUUUGACGUGAUGGAGAUUUGUAGCUGAAAAGAAAGUUUCAACUGGAGUCUACACUACCGUUCUAAAGUUGGUCAGUAAUAUUUUUUGAAAGAAAUUAAUAUUUAUAGAGCAUUAAAUUGAUCAAAAGAGACAGUAAAGGCAUUUAUAAUGUUAUAGAAGGUUUCAUGUAAAUGCUGCUCAUUUAAACUUUAUUUUCAUCAAAGAAUCCUAAAAAAAUUAUCUCAGUUUCCACAAGGAACAUGUUUUUAGAAUGAUUUCUGAAGGAUCAUGUGACACUGAAGACUGGAGUAAUGGCUGCUUUGCCAUAACAUAAAUAAAUUACAUUUUAAAAUAUAUUAAAAUAGAAAACGGUUAUUUUAAAUGGGGGUUAUGCGCAACUAAAUUUCACUGUAAAACAGUAGUGGUCCCAAAAGGUGGAUACUUAAUGUCUGAAUGUCAUUUCAUUAGAUACAGUAAUACAUAUCAAAACAUGUGGCAUCUGCUAUCAAAUAAUUCCAGACUUUUCUCAAAACUAAUUUCACUGUUCUGUACUGCAGAUAGUCCUAAUUAUAUUACUUUUUGUGAAUCGUUUGUUUAAAAAGUGUGCUUGUGCUAUAUUUCUAAACAUUUCUAAAAUAAUAAGUGCCACUGGAUUUGAUAUUUUUUGUACCUAUGCAAUGACAUUCAUUCAUUAAAUUUUUGAGGACACUGUAAUUCAGUCUAGCAACUGAACAUAAAUGAACAAUGCAUUGAAAAGCUUUACAGUAAAAUAGACCAUGCCAGAAUAAAUUAAACUCAAUUUUAAAUCAUAAUGUUGACCCAAAGUCUUUUUUAUAUCUACUGUACUAUAAGGCUGACAGCAAAAAAAAUGCAUCAGUUCUUUUUUAUUUGAUUAUUUUAUGUUUUCAUUGUUGUCAGCUAUGCAAAGAAAGCAGACGUAUAGUGCAUAAGCAGGAUUUCCAUGGCUUUUCUUGCAUGCAGUUGUGCAGCCUCCACAAACCUUUUUGCUGACUUUGAUUAACAUCUCAGAAAAUAUAGUUUCUUGUAUUAUCAUGAAAGUUAAUAAUGUUCUGAAAAGGGAUGUGUAUUUAGUGGAAUGCCUUUGAAAAAUGCAGUAUGACCAUUAAUAUCUCAUAGUUCAGUUUAUCGUUUACAUAUGCUUAUAGGUGGAAGAGCUUGGAUGGAGUUUAUGUUUGAUUGAAUAUAUAGAAAUUAACCAUUUUAUUACUGAAGAACGUAUUAAAUUGAAUAUGGAUUUCAUAAAAAAAAAAUAACAUUCCACAAUGUGCCUGAUUUUUUUUUCCUUUUUUUGCACAAUACCUGUGAUGAAAAGACAUUUCAUUGCUUACAUGGAUGUCAAGAUGAUUGUUUGAAAUGUGCACUUUACC